Molecule: messenger RNA, 783 nt
Organism: Cavenderia fasciculata
Lineage: Eukaryota; Evosea; Eumycetozoa; Acytosteliales; Cavenderiaceae
Exons: 2
Coding region: 1-783 (260 amino acids)
Source: RefSeq, a predicted model, not a curated record
AUGAUGAAGUCUCUUCUUGCUAAUAAUAAAAGAAGUAUUUCAAGUUGGUGUCUUCUUAUAGCACCACCAAAACAAGCCGCAGCAAAGAAAAAACCAGCCAAACAAGAACCAGCAGCUGCCUCUUGGUCGAGUGCACCACCAAAGAAAUCAUCAUCAUCAUCAAAGGUGACACCUGCAAUAUUAGAAAAUAGAAAGAUCAUCACUGACAUGUUAGGUCGUAUGGGUAUCAAAGAGAAUCCUUUCAACUUUUCAGAUGACGACGAAGAUUCAGAAGACUCUGAAGACGAUAGCGAUGAAGAGGAUAUUGAAGACGUCAUCUCGACACCAGGUUCUAAACAACAAAAUAGCAAGGCUGACGAGAAAGCUAAAAAAAAGACAUUGGAAGCUAGCACCAAAGGUGAAAAGUGUGGACUUUGUGGAAAGAGUGGCAAGUUGACGAGAACACCUUGUUGCAACAAUGUCAUUUGUGAUGAUUGGGACAACUAUGUAUUGUUCUCACAGGCCAAUAACAGUUGUUCACGUAACCACGAUCGUAAUACUGUGUGUAGUGUACAUUAUAUGCAAAAACAUGGUGGCCCAUGGCAAACAUGUCAAGUCUGCAAGAGAGGCAGUCCACCAGCCAUGUACGCUCAUGGCGCCACCAACAAAUACAACUUUUCUCCUCUCAAAAAUGUAAAGUUAAUUCCUUUCAAGUGUGCCAUGUGUGGACACACCUCUACCGACAAGUUUGAUUUCCCUACUGUAGGUUCCGGUGGUUAUUAUUGUAAAAAAUGUAUUCCAUAA